Messenger RNA from Acaulospora morrowiae, 279 nucleotides. The record is from the annotation of a GenBank genome assembly. Lineage: Eukaryota; Fungi; Glomeromycota; Glomeromycetes; Diversisporales; Acaulosporaceae.
AUGGACGAAUAUCAAGGAAUUACAGAUGCUAUUAUCGCAGUACAAGAGAAUGUUAAUGUUGAAGGCGCUGUUCCGAAGUUGAGUCCAGAAGAAUUAGCGAUAUAUAAUAUUUUAAGUGAUGCAAAAAAAGUUACUUUUUUGAAGGUACUUGGUCAAAGAAAGGAAGAAGGAAAGAAAGAAGGAAGGAAGGAAGGAAAGGAAGAAGGAAAGAAAGAAGGAAAGAAAGAAGGAAAGGAAGAAGGAAAGAAAGAAGGAAAGAAAGAAGAGCGUAAAAGAGGA